GUCGAGCCCCGCGACAGUUCAAGCAAUGUGCUGCAAGUCCUUUUGUUGAUUCUGCAACACUUGGUGCAACGUUUCUGCCUAAGCUGGGCAGCGAUUCUUUGGGCCGAUUUGCGGGGCCCCGUUUUCGCCCUGUCGGCCGCAGCUUGACCUCACGCCACUGCUACAGCAUACAAGCUAGCAGCCAUAUCGCGUUUAUAACUGCGGCGCGACGCCAGAGUGUUGCAUCGAGGACACUCAGAACAUGGAGCGCUCGGCAACGAUGCGGGCUGGGCACCGGCAUGCCUUGAGCAGUAAUGUGCUUCCAGCAGUGCCUUUCAGGGGUCUUACGGGCCCAACUCCAUUCCGCCUUCCUCCUUGCGUCGUGGGUCGCCGGUCCUGGGCGUGCUCGGCGCUGUCAGAUGGAGGCUCCCAGGGCACAUCCGCGGCCGUGAAUCCGAAGCUGGUUGCCGACAAGGCGCAGCUGGAGAUAAGCGAGAACCCCCAGGGCCGCUCCGGCGCGCCCGGCGUGAAGGGCGAGCGCGAGCGCGUUGACGGCAGCGAGCUGCUGACGCAGGGCUCCAGCUGGGAGGAGUGGCUUAAGCACUUUGACGCAAUGGACGAGCUGGCUGAGGACGCGGCGCACUACCAGGUCGAACUGAACUCGGCGGUGCGCACGGAGCGCUAUGCCGACGCCGCGCGCUUCAAGAAGCGGCUUGGCGAGGUGGCGGCGGCCGACACCGUGGCGGCGGUGCAGCGGCAGCUGCAGUCGGCUCUGGCGGGCGAGCAGUACACGGAGGCGGCUGAGCUGCGCGACCGCGGCCUGGUGGGGCUGGCGGGCUGGUGGGCGGGCAAGGACGGCCCGGAGGACUUCCAGGGCCACCUGCUGCACGUCAAGCCCGAGUUCGGGCGGUGGACGGGCCGCAUCUACAUGGCGCGCGACAUCGCGGCCAUGAACGGCUGGCGCGAGAACAAGAUGAUGGCGCUGCUGGACCGGGCAGACCGCGGCGGCGCGGCCGCAGGCGGCGCCUCGCUGCGCGGCGCCUACGAGUCAGCAGGCGGCGCGGGCGGUGGCCUGGGCGGCGGCACCAUCGGCACUCCCAUGAUGGAGGUGUUCGUCAAGCAGCAGGGCCAGGAGCCGGCGGCGGCGGCGGGCGCGGUGGGUUCAGCGGGCGGAGCGGCGGGCGUGGAGCAGCAGCAGCUGCAGCCGUCGCUGCUGGUGCAUCAGGCGGUUGCGCUACGGCCGCCGGCGCCCAAGGCGCCCAAGGCCGGCGCCGGCGCCAAGGAGGGCGGCGCUAAGGGCACGGGCGUGGGCGCGGGCGCGGCGGCGCUGAACCCGGCGAGCGUGGUGCGGCUGAGCAUCCACGUGGCGCGGGACGGCAGCGCGCGCAUCAGCGUGCUGCCGCCCAAGGCGGUGAAGAGCGAGUUCAGCAGCUGGGAGGAGGAGGAGAUGCGGGCCACCAUGGCGGCACUGGCGGGCGACAGCCUCGGCUCCUCCGGCCCCAAGAAGGCCGGCAGCGGCCUGGGCGCCAUGAGCAGCAGCAAGGCCGGCAAGCCCGCCGCUGCCGCUGCCAGCUCGGCGGCUGCGCCGGCGGCGGCCACGGAGGACGAGGACGAGGACGUGCUGACGGAGCUGACGCGCGUGCCGGCGCAGGUGGCCAUGCAGGGCCGCGACCGCUUCACCUUCACCGUGCUGGAGCAGGGCGCCAGCAACAGCAGCCGCGGCGCCGGCGGCGCCAGCGGCAGCGCUGCCAGCAGCAGCAGCGGUGCGAGCAGCGGUGUUGUUGGGGGUGUGGAGGAGGCGACGGCGAGCGGCAGCAGCGUGGACCUGCCGCGCUGGGCGGCGGUGCCCAUUGACGACGACGACUCCUCGGGCGACGAGGCGGAGGCCGCGUCGCAGCGCCGCACGGCCUCAGCCUCCUCGGCUUCCUCGGCCUCGGCGUCCAUGACGGAGGUGCCGGUGGUGGAAGUGGAGGUGGAGGUGGAGCUGGCGCCCAAGGGGGGCGAGGAGGAUGACGAGGCGACGGCGCGGCGGCGCAGCAUGCUGGAGGCCGCGGCGUCGCUGGGCAUGAACGACAGCGAUGAGGACGAGGAGGAGGAGGACGGCGACGGUGAGAGCUCAGAGCUCAAGGUAUCGUUCGAUAUGCUGUCGGCGGGCUACGGGCGGGUGGACGCGGUGGCGACCAGCGUGUCGGACGCCGAGGAGCAGCGCAUUGUGAUUGAGAUCCCCGUGGGGCGGCUCAUCCGGCAGCAGCAGCGCGCCGCCGCGGAGGCGGCGGCCGCGGAGGUGGAGGCGGCGGCGCGUCGCGCCUCGGGCGCGGAGGCUGGCAGCAGCAGCAGCACUGCUAUCGGUGCGGAGGGCAGCAGGAAGAAGGGCAAGGACACGUUCGACCGGCUGGCGGAGCGCGUGGCGCAGCUGCAGGCGGCGCGCGCCGGCCGGCCGGUGCCGCCCGAGAACCUGGCCACCGCGCUGCGGCAGCUGGCGCAGCGGCUGGUGGCGGGCGAGCUGGCCGCCGAUGGCACCUCCGCCGCCACCGCCACGGUGCCCUCGCCGGCGCAGGCCGCCAAGGCUGCGGCGGCGGCCGCCAAGGCCGCCUCCGCGUCCCGCGCCGCCUCCGGCAAGGACGCCUCCUCCUCCUCGACAUCCGGGGCGCAGCUGGGCGCGACGCGCAUCAGCUACGGCCGCAUCCCCACCGACCUGCCGCGCUCCGACCCCUUCUGCGGCCUCUACCUGGGCGCCUUCGGGCCGCACGGCCCGGAGCUCAUCCAGCUCAGCCGCGGGCUGCAGGACGGCGAGGAGGUGGUGAGCGCGGUCAAGGUCACGGGCGACCCGAACGUCCCCGCCGGCGAGGUGUCCUUCCGAGCCAAGGUGGGCCGCCGCCACAAGCUGGACUCGCGGGACGUGUACCCAGACGAGCUGGGCAUCGUGGCGCGCUACAAGGGCGAGGGCCGCGUGGCGAUGGCGGGCUACAAGAGCCCGCGCUGGGUGGACGGCGAGUUGCUGGUGUUCGCGGUGGGGGCGUCGCCGGUGACGGGCGGCGCGCAGCUGGGGUUCGUGUGGAGCGUGCCGGGCGAGAAGCGCUUCCUCAUCCUGCUCAACAAGCUGGACCUGAAGGAGUGCGAGAAGUAGGCGGGUGCGGACGAGGAGGAGGAGGGGUGGUGGUGAGGAGGAGGAGGAGGAGGAGGAGGAGGAGGAGGAGGAGGAGGAGGAGGAGGAGGAGGAGGAGGAGGAGGGGCGGGGAGGAGCGGGGAGGAGCGGGGAGGAGCGGGGAGGAGCGGGGAGGAGGCGGCGGGAGAUGGAGGCGCACGUUGUUGCUUUUUGGCUUUUGUGCGUGUGCGUGCGUCGUACGUGUGCGUGGCUCGAUUGUGUUGUGGUGUGUGGUGUGUCGUACAAAGUAGAAAGGAGCGAUUGAUGAGCGAAAUGCGGGAAGCAGGAGGUACAACGGGAACGGGAGUAGUGGGUUAGGCAACGAGAACAAAAUAUUGAGGGCACAUCCUCUCUGGCUUGGUACAUAGCCGAAAGCGGCGGAUUGCUGCUGGCGGCUAGGGCCUAUUGAGGAAAUCUUGGCUGACGGAGACGUGACGCAUGGCCCAGAGGUGCAGGCGCGCUUCGCUCUCUGUGCGAACAACGCUUUGUUAUGCAGUGUUCGCAUCGCGUGGGUCAUGGCUUGUAGAUUGGCAGACGAGAACGCAAUCCGUUGUCAGUGGCUUGUCAGCCCGUACUCAUGUGUGUGUGAGUGUGUUUUUGGUCGUGGAUGCAGGAGGCACGAGAUGCCCUUUCAAUUAUUUCCCGCGCCGGGCUCGGCGCAUUAGCUACAUGCAUGGGACGUUUGCGCUCAGGAAAUGGAUACACCUCGACAGGAGAUGCAAUUUGCGGCUUGGUGUGCCAUCUCGUGGCACCAUUUGCUGUUUUUGAAGGAGGCAUGCGGUAAAGCGGCACAAUUGAUCACGCCAAGUUCCGAGGGGGCUGUUGCCAUUUUCGCGGGGCCUUUUGAGUGCCCACGUUAUCCCCUUGUUUUUUGGAAGGGCUCCCUUCGGUUUUCCCAAAUUGCUGUCCCCCGUAAGGAGGAGCGGCUCCUGCGCGGGUGCCUUGAGGCCGAGAAAGGGCACAGGCGGUAGAGAAGUAGCAUUCCUUGCUUGGUGUGUGCAUGUUUGUGUCGCAUGACGGCUUUCGCCUAAGAGGCGGUCCGCACUGUGUGUGUGUGUGUGUGUGUGUGUGUGUGUGUGUGUGUGUGUGAUGGGGUGUGAGACAGCGGCCGCAGGCCGACUUUGGGUCAGUCCUGUCCUAGAGGCUCCUUACUUGAACUGAAAUCCUGAAAGCAUGAGCAGAAAGACGCGCCGAAUGAAGACAGAAUGAAUAACGUUGGUGCAUCAAGACGGCCUGGAAUGGGUGGCGCCGGAAUGCGGCGACUGUAAAUCCAGGUAUCC
Molecule: messenger RNA, 4404 nt
Organism: Chlamydomonas reinhardtii
Lineage: Eukaryota; Viridiplantae; Chlorophyta; Chlorophyceae; Chlamydomonadales; Chlamydomonadaceae
Exons: 7
Coding region: 242-3106 (954 amino acids)
Biological process (GO): singlet oxygen-mediated programmed cell death; response to singlet oxygen
Cellular component (GO): thylakoid membrane
Source: RefSeq, a predicted model, not a curated record